AAUUGCCAACAUUUAGUGUAGAAAUUUAAAUAUAAAAAAUAAUAACAAAAAAAAUCUCUACUACAUAGAAUCUGAUAUUUUGUUUGAUUGUGAAUAGAGAAGGUUGAGCUUCAUAUUGAUCUGGCUUCUGGCUUGUUUCUUGCUUAGAUUUGUGUAUCAGUUGUUGCUGGUGGUGGUUUGGAUCUUUACCAUUAAAGCAUUAAGCAGGUUCACUAGCUGAUAUUGACAUGGGCUUUCCAAAGUACUCAUAUCAAGUAAUGGUGAAUUCAGGCUCUCAAGAAUGGGGCUUCAUCUUUUAGAAAAGAUCAUGGACACUCCAACCCGUUUAGAAAACGGCUACAACGGGCCAACCCACAACUCCUAUUACCAACACAGCCCAAAGUCAUCUCUAGCAUGGCUAGAUUUAAGAGUUUUCUACAUUAGAAUUAGCAAAUGUGACAUCAACAAUGAAUCAACACCCGAGUAUCUCACACUUAACCAUGUCCCACUUAACCGCGAUACUUUACUAGAAGUUAAUGGUGCUAGAACUAGUAUAUACUCGGACGGAGUAACAACCCUUUUAAGAAGAGACCGAAUAGACAAAAAAUCCGAGGAAGUUACAUUUGUUAGUACAGACAGUCUUAGGACGACAGGAAGUUUGAAGUUUGAGGUGUUUGAUAAGGAUGUUCUUCUAGUUUCGGGUGUUUUUGAUUUGUGUCAUGGUAAUGGAAUGCAUGGUGAGUCGAGUGGUUAUGUUUCGAAAUGGAGAAUGGAAUGUGAGACGGAUAUGGUUGCUGGACACGGGUUUUUGAAAGGGAAGCAUAAUAUGGGGCUUGAGUUGGAUCCGCCGUCGAUUGAGGUUUGUUCGGCGGGUAGUUUUGCUGGUGACCCGAUAAUAUUGACGAAAACUUUACAACUUAGUUGUAGAAAGAAGCAAGCAAAGAAAGGAGUUCUUGAAGCUAUACCAGAAAAUGAAACAAUGGCAAAUGAAGAUGAAGGUUCCUCAUCUGGCUCUAGCCUUGUUUUGAAGGACCAAGAUUACCCGAGGUACAAGCCGGAACACGAGCAUCAUAGUCUUUACCCGAGAAUGGAGUACUAUGAAAAUGAAGAUGGGGAAUUAUCAUGGUUCAACGCUGGCGUGAGAGUGGGUGUCGGGAUUGGUUUAAGUGUUUGUCUAGGGGUCGGGAUUGGUGUUGGGUUACUAGCCCGAACCUACCAUCGUACAACUAGAAACUUUGCAAGGCGGCUUAUUUGACAUGGGUUUUUACAAUUCUACCCCUAGACGACACAAGUGCAAGUGCACCCGCUUUAGAAGUUUUGGUUGAAAUCCGUGGAGUUUUAAAGUAGUUGGUCUCGUAGUUGUAGGUUAGUUACUAACAGGGUUGGUGUUGUCGUCAUGUAAAUAGCUAUGAUCUGUCGUGGUUCUUAGUUGUUUUGGUGUACGUCUUUGGUCACCCUCUUUGUUUUUUACUUUUGUCACCAAAUGGUCAAUAGGAAUAAGGUUUCGUCGAUGGAAGUCUGUUUUCUAUACGAAUUAUCAAAAUAAUAUAGACCGCCCAUUUGAUA
Molecule: messenger RNA, 1545 nt
Organism: Helianthus annuus (common sunflower)
Lineage: Eukaryota; Viridiplantae; Streptophyta; Magnoliopsida; Asterales; Asteraceae
Exons: 4
Coding region: 281-1234 (317 amino acids)
Molecular function (GO): phosphoglycerate dehydrogenase activity
Source: RefSeq, a predicted model, not a curated record